AUGUCAAUUUAUUCUCUUCAUAUUUCAGGAUUAAAACACAUCACUGAUAGUGUUUAUUGCAAUCAUUAACUACCAGAAUCUAAAAAAUCAGCUAAAGGACAUCAUAAAUUAGUUAGCUCCCAAUUAUUUAAUUAAAUAGUUCCCACUAUCUCAGAUUAGCAAAUUACAAAACCAACUCAUCAUAAAACAUCUCUCAAAAAAACUAUCUAUAGUUAUAUUGAUACUAUUAAUGAUCCUAAAAAGAAUAUUCAUAGCUCAAGAUUUCCACUAAAUUAUGAAACAAUGAUGCAUAGAAAUGAUUUUCAUUUAAAAAAAUAUUAUCCAAAAGGAUAAUCUACAGAGAAAGACUGGAAAUCAUCUAUUCGAACUUAUCAUACAGAAAUCACAUAAAAAUCUGUAUCACCUCCAGUCAAUUAAAAAACUUAAACUUUUUAACAAUCAAGAAAUCCAAUUUUAUCACCUUAAUCAGAUAAAAAAUCAAAACCUGUAAUUAUUUAUAUUUUAAAUAUAAGACUAAAAAAACAAUAUUUGAUAAGGUACCAAAAAAAGAAAAUAAAAAUGGAAUCAAAAUAUUUAAAUAAGCUAAUUCUUCAUAAGGAUUUAUUAAUACUCUAGAUUAGAAUAGUCCUACUAACAAACCAAUUACUAUAAUAUCUCCUAGAUUUGGUGAAGGAGUUUAAAUGAAAUAAAUAUUUUCUGAGUUUUUCGUUAACGUAUAAAUACAAAAUUAAUAUUAAUUUAGUAAUAAACCAAGAAAUGA
Molecule: messenger RNA, 760 nt
Organism: Paramecium sonneborni
Lineage: Eukaryota; Ciliophora; Oligohymenophorea; Peniculida; Parameciidae
Source: the annotation of a GenBank genome assembly